Plasmodium inui San Antonio 1 is the source of this 2415-nucleotide messenger RNA. RefSeq lists its product as hypothetical. The coding region runs from base 1 to 2415 and encodes 804 amino acids. NCBI's taxonomy places the organism in Eukaryota, Apicomplexa, Aconoidasida, Haemosporida, Plasmodiidae. The transcript has 3 exons. Gene Ontology annotation, molecular function: protein-phosphatidylethanolamide deconjugating activity. The record is from RefSeq and is a predicted model, not a curated record.
AUGGCGCCUUCGAACCGCAACAACGAAUCACUCACCAGCAGCACAAACAGCAGAGGGGCACACUCCAAUAACCUCAGGGAAGCGGCACAGCGAACGAAGGAUGGCGAAAAAGGAAAAGACAAAAGUGGAAAGACAAAAAAGACGAACAGGAAGAAGAGGAAGAGAAAGUACUACAAGGAAAGAGUCAUCAAUUUCACAGACCUCCCUGAACAUUUUUUGAAAAAAAUAUGCUUUGACGAAAUGGAAUAUUUCUACAUGAAUUUUGACAAUGCAUCCAAAUCGAUUCGUAGAUCCCAUUUCAACAGAGACGAUUACAAGUACACGAAUGGUAAUCCAUUUGGUCAGAAAAACGAUUUAUGUGGAACCGUCUCGGAGGACGAAGAUAAUAGGGACACCUCUUUCGAUAGUACAAAUGAUAGCAACAAAACUGUUAUGUACUUAGAAAACUAUGGAAGUAAUUCCGAUGUUAAUAGAACAAAUGGGGGGAAGGGAAGUGGGGACUCCCUCAACUGUGAUGCAGAAGCGGAUAAUCACAGCAACAAGGGAAUAUCCACCAUGAAUGACACCCUCCCUGUAGUUAAGCAGCCGGAGGGUAAGAGCCCCAGUGGGUACAAACAUCUUCCAAAUGGCUCAUCGGGUGAGGACUCUAAAAUGGUUGCAAAGAACGAAACAACAGUGAGGCACGAUAGGGUGAGCGAGAAAAUGAACGGAAAUCGACAAGGCAAAAAAUUGAGAAGCUCCCAUUUGGAGGAGGAGAGCAUCCCCCUUCUACACACGCAAGUUAGCAAAAAUAAAUAUGCCAAAUUUACAAAGAGGAAAAGAACCAAAUAUAGCGGAGGAGACGACACAAUAUCGAUAUACAUGAGCGAUACCGGGUGGGGGUGCAUGAUACGGGUCGUCCAAAUGGUGCUAGCCAACAUACUAAUCAAGUACAAAGUCUCCAAAAAAUAUGCCUUCUUUCACAAUACGAGUGAUUACGCAUUUUAUAGAAAUUACCUCAGAAAAUCGUCAAAUGAGCAGCAGGUGGGGGGUGGAGAGAAACCCAUUGCCAAAAGUGAGGGAAAUAUAAAUGCCUCUAACAUAAGUUACCAUGUUGAAAAGAUGGCUGCACGAAAUUACUGUGAUGAGCAGAUGAAAGAGGCCGAUUAUUUUAUAACGGACGGAAAAUCAGACGCACCUUACUGUUAUGAUAACAACUCCACGAUGAGCACUUCUAGUAAUUUCCCCCCUAUGGAGAAGUUCCAAAGUUGUGAACGCACAAAAGUGGAAGGUGUUAACGACGGGGAGGUAACAACAGCAGGGUUAUGCACCUCUUCAUGCGCCUCUGCAUCGAGGGGUAAUGCCCCCCCAACAAGGGAACAAAGCGUAUAUCGCUAUUUUAAGAAUUACGCAAUGUUUCUGAGCAGCGGGGGGGAGAGCGCCCCCCGGAUGGACAUCGAGAGUGCGGACGAAGUAAAGGCCGACGUAGCGCAACCCCCACGCAUGAGUGCCGUUCGACACGUGAACGUGAACAACUCGCUGGCAUACUCCGUGCUGCUGCAGUUCAGAGACAUGGAAAGCGCCAAGUACUCCAUUCAGAACAUCAUUUACGAAACCAUGAAGUACAAAAAAGUUAGCCAAAAAAACAUGGAGCAUUUUGUGCAUGAAUGGCUUGGGCCCACCAGCAGCGCAGUUGUCAUAUCCAACCUCAUUAACAGAAAGAAGGUCCUCUUUGUGAGAAAAAGAAGAAACAGAAUUCCGAUAAAUCGUGGAAGCUGCUUGCCAACGGGUGAUAGCUUCCUUGGAAAGAGUGAGUCCAUCCUGGGGAGAGAUAUUUCCCCUGCAGAUCGAGUCACCAACAAGAAGGAAUACUUUUUUGUAAAGCGCAAAAAAAGACAUGCCUUUUUCUCAGUCGCCUUUGACACGGGCGUCAUAUACAACAAUCGAGUGUUAAAAUUUUUUCAAAUUAAGGAGAAAAUAUUAGUCAUUAUAUGGGUGUGCCUAAAACUAGGGACUGAUUCUUUUAACCUAGUGAAAUAUAAACAGUCUCUACUCUCCUGCUUUGGCCUAAAACAGUUCCAAGGAAUAAGUAGUGGCAAUGCACAUACCAGUGCUCACUACUUUUAUGCUGCAAAUGAGAACGGCCUGUUUUACCUGGACCCUCAUAUAAAAUGCCAAAGGGCCUUCACAGACUUAAAUGAAAAUUACGAUACGGAAUUUUUCACACAGAAGAUAAAGUUUCUUCCCUGGGAGUAUUUGAAUUCGUCUUUAUCGAUGAUAUUCGUCGUGGACUGUAAGGAGGACUAUUUCAAUUUAACCCAAAAUUUGAAACUUAUUGAUCCAAGCAUAUUUGAAGUUUACGAUGAGGAGCCACAAUACACCAUCAGGAGUGAAUUAAACUACGACACGGACGAUUCAGGACUAGUUCUUUUGUGA